GCGCUGUGUUUCCGGAAGAAGACUCGGAUGAAGCGCAGCAGCUACAUCCACAAAACCAUCUCACAAUCAAUAGAAAUCGAAAAUAGUGAGGUGCUGCCGCCGGUGCGGGAUGUCAGGCCAGAAGCGCUCCAGCGAUCCCAGCAGCUCUGCCCCACUCAGCGCUCCUCCAGAGAAGAAGAAGGGCGCUGAGGGUGGAGAGGGAAUGAGCACUGGGUCUGGAGGAAGCACUGCCACUGCUGUAGAAACGGUCAUCAAACUGGGUGGAGGGUCCAACCAGGAAGAACAAGAUAUUAAAGCUCUGCAGAUCAAAAACAGGAAGUUGGGAGAAGCCCUUGACCAAAGACAGGUGAUUGAGGAUGAACUGAGGGAGAGAGUUGAGAGGUUGGAGACUCGUCAAGCGACAGAUGACGCGAGUUUGUUGAUUCUAAACAGAUACUGGAACCAGUUCGAUGAAAAUGUGCGAUUAAUUGUGCGUCGCUAUGACCAAUCAGGGAGUGAGCCUGUGGAAAGCCAACCUCCUGAAGGAUGCAGCUUAAAACCUGGAACACCAGAACCGGAUGGAGACUCAAACCAGGAGAGAGCAAAAGACAGAGGUCAACAGGGGGAGGCAGUGAGCUCUUUUCUGGCCAUGUUGGCCAGCAGCACCAGUGAGGAGAUAGACGCAGAGCUACAGGAGCGAUUGGAGUCCAGCUGUAAGCAGGCCAGACGUGUGGUUGAAAUCUACGAGAACCUGAAGAACACAGUAGACCAGCUAAAGAAAGAUAUGGAGUCUGGAACAGAUGGCAGUCUCUGGGAUGUCGCUGUCUGCCUCAACACCCUCCUGACCAAUGAGAAUGAACGUCUCCGGCAGCUGACCGACAGCCUCCAGCAGAAGCAUAGUCACAUGACCAGCGAGUCUCGUCCGCUGGGCCGCGCGGCGAAUCGUGCUGAUAACAGAAUCAGCGAGCUGCAGGUUCUCAUUGAGGAGCUGCAGUGGGACAUGGAGAAAAUCAGACGGAGAGAGAAUCGUCUUAACACGCACCUUGCAGAGGUGCUGGAAAGGGUGAACAGUAAAGGUUAUAAGGUGUAUGGCGAAGCAAGCAGUGUAUGUGGAACCAUCACGAUCAACAAAAGAAAGUUUGAGGAGAUGAACAGUGAGUUGGAGCAGAACAGAGAGCUGGCAGAUAAUCGGCUCGGUGAGCUCCAGAAGCUGCAGCAGGACCUGCAGACGGUUUACCAGGAGAACAAUAACAUGAAGGUGGAGCUGUUGUCCAGGGCUGAGGAGGUGGCCAGAGAGAGCGCUGAGUAUCACUGUCUGCAGUCUCAGUUCUCUGUGCUCUAUAAUGAAUCACUGGUGCUGAAAUCUCAGAUGGACGAGACCAAAGCUCGACUCAACACGACCAGGAACGCCCGCCUGCGCCAACUGGACCACAUGGAGAAUGACGAGGUGUCCUUGCAGCGUAAGGUCCGUACUGAAGUGAUUCAGCUGGAAGACACGUUAGCACAGGUGCGCAAGGAGUAUGAGAUGCUCAGGAUCGAAUUUGAGCAGACGUUAGCUGCUAAUGAACAAAAUGACGAGGUGUCCUUGCAGCGUAAGGUCCGUACUGAAGUGAUUCAGCUGGAAGACACGUUAGCACAGGUGCGCAAGGAGUACGAGAUGCUCAGGAUCGAAUUUGAGCAGACCCGGGCCUGCUGGAUGGUGUUCCAGAGGAGUUGUUGCGGCGACAUGGGGUCGGGGAUCAUUGUUGUCAGCUGUGAAAACGAGGGAGAAGAGGCGGCGUUCAACAUCGACUUCGUCGAAAAUGUCACAAGUUUUAGCAAUGCUCGUUCACUGAGGAAUAAGAUGGACGAGCUGCGUCUGAAUGAUAGAAUUGUGGUGGACCCAAGUGCUGUUGCGAAAAUUUUUAAAAGGCUGCAUACCAAAAAGUCCAGUGGGCCGGAUGGUAUUUCAGCUCUUUUACUUAAAGACGAAGAGGCCCUGAGAAAGAUCCGCUCGGUGGAGGAGCAGAUCGAUAUACUCAAUAAGAAACUCUCUCUGGCUAAGCAGGAGGAGGAUGCGUUGCUGAGUGAGAUGGAUGUUACUGGCCAGGCGUUUGAGGACAUGCAGGAGCAGAACAUUCGGCUGAUGCAGCAGCUCAGAGAGAAAGAUGACGCCAACUUCAAACUCAUGAGCGAACGCAUCAAAUCCAACCAGAUCCAUAAACUUCUCAAGGAAGAGAAAGAGGAGCUAGCUGACCAGUUGCUCACACUCAAAACACAGGUGGACGCUCAGCUGCAGGUGGUUCGGAAGCUAGAGGAGAAAGAGCGCCUCCUGCAGGGCACCAUCAGCGCUGCGGAGAGGGAGCUGGGGCUCCGCACACAGGCUUUAGAGAUGAACAAACGCAAGGCGCAGGAGUCGGUGCUGCUCUCGGAGGAGGUGCGCUCUCAGCUGGAAGGGGUGCAGCAGAGGUUGAGUGCGGUCAGAGAGGAGGUGAUUGAGAACAGCAUUUCUCGAGAAAAGGAGUCUUUCAAUGCCCGACGUGCACAGGAGGACAUAUCCAAACUGCGCAGGAAGAUCGAGAAGGCCAAGAAACCUGCGGAGAACGUUCAAAAUGGAGAUGAGAUCCUGAAUGAAGAAAUAAACGAUUACAAGGCCCGGUUGACCUGUCCAUGCUGCAAUUCACGUGUAAAGGACGCCGUUUUGACAAAGUGCUUCCAUGUUUUCUGUUUUGAGUGCGUGAAGACGCGCUACGACACCCGUCAGAGAAAGUGCCCAAAGUGCAAUGCCGCAUUUGGUGCCAACGAUUUCCAUCGCAUCUACAUCGGAUGAGAUUUAUGAUCCACGGCAUCUGCAUCUGUUUGGUCCAGUUGCUCAACAUUGUUUGGAGGGUGGAGCUUGUCCUGUAACGUUGGGCGAACAUCAACAGUUUUACAUUCCACUUGUUUUUUUUCUCUACAAAGACAUCCAACGUUUUCAGUAGAUGUUCCAGCAUCGGUUUUGCAGAACUAACCUGGUCACAUUCCACAGGUUGUCCUAGCCAACAUUUCUCACAACAUUUCUGCUGCUUGCUUCCAGGAGUGUCCUGAAUGCUCGCUGACAUUUGU
Sinocyclocheilus grahami is the source of this 3063-nucleotide messenger RNA. RefSeq names its product E3 ubiquitin-protein ligase BRE1A-like. Gene Ontology annotation, cellular component: nucleus; HULC complex. NCBI's taxonomy places the organism in Eukaryota, Metazoa, Chordata, Actinopteri, Cypriniformes, Cyprinidae. Gene Ontology annotation, molecular function: metal ion binding; ubiquitin protein ligase activity. The coding region runs from base 110 to 2788 and encodes 892 amino acids. The transcript has 20 exons. The record is from RefSeq and is a predicted model, not a curated record.